This is a messenger RNA of Linum tenue, 1229 nucleotides long. Lineage: Eukaryota; Viridiplantae; Streptophyta; Magnoliopsida; Malpighiales; Linaceae. The record is from the annotation of a GenBank genome assembly.
CGUGGAGUAAGAUUGUAAUCUGGGAAGAAAAUGGUUAUGUGGACGGCAUUUACCAUCUUAUCCUCUAUCUCUAUCCCACGUUGAAAUUUGUCAGAACAUUUUGACCACCAAUUGAAGUACAACAGAAAUGAUGGAAGUCUCUCCCUUCCCUUGCUGCUACCAGCGCAGCUCAAUUCUAUUCCGAAAGCCGCUAGCUUCAUUUUCAACUGCUGCAGGAAUUGCUGCCUGUGAUGCUGCUGAGGCUGUUAGUACCAGCAGAAGAGCUCUUAGGGGAUCAAAAGUACCAGAGGAGGAAUUCAAAACCCUUCCUAAUGGUCUGAAGUAUUAUGAUUUGAAGGUCGGCGGAGGUCCAGAGGCUGUGAAGGGAUCUCGGGUUGCACCUUAUGGAUUUGAUGUUGGUGAAUCCGAGAGGGGAAAUGUUCUCAAAGGGCUAGACCUCGGCGUUUUAGGAAUGCGUGUUGGAGGCCAGUAUCUUAAAGAAACCAUGGUUAAUGCAGCGUCUGCUGAUAGUUCCUCCGGAGCUGGCAUAUGGAAAGAAAGGAGUUCAGGAAAUUCCUCCAAAUGCAACCAUAGAGGUAAAAAGUUUUACAAUCCCAUUUCACUAACUAUGCUGAAAGCAAUAGAACUUACUGAUCUACCCCUGGAAUUGCAGAUGGAUGUUGAACUUCUUUCCAUCAAACAAAGUCCUUUUGGGUCCCCUGUGAAAAUCGUUGAAGGAUAAUGCUAUCAACUCCACCAUUGGAAGCCGUUAAUACUUAAUAGAGGCCAGUUGCUCCAGUUUCAAGAAGUUGAAAACAGACGACCUAUCUGAUACACUGAAAUCACUUGUUCUUAAUCCUUUUGCCGCACAUCGUUUUGGUUGAUCCAUAGGUUACACAUUCCCAACUUCUCGCGAGCAACUAAGAGUGCAGAUCAGGCACUGUUUCAUCCAUUCGCCCAUGUCUGAAACUUCAUCCAAGUUUACUUCACUUAUCAGAUUCACUUUGCUGCCUGCAGAAGUGGACACUUUUAAGAUUAUGCUGUGACAAACAACAUUAUUGUAAUUGAAUAGCUUGAUGUUCUAUCGAUUUGGUCCUGAGCCAAAAGAAUACUGAUCAAAGAUUGAAAACAUUUUCUUGGUGUAGAAGGAAGGGCCAAUGUCCUUCCUCUGCAGACCAUACAGUAGGAACCGAGCAGGUCGAGUAAAAACCUCAAACAUUGUCCAACCCUUCAACAAGCAAAAAUUACCA